AUGGAAGACACGGAGGUGUUCGUCAUUGUGAAGAGUCAGCUGGUUCCAUGUGUGGUGUGUGUACUGACCAAGCCACACAAGAUGCGAUACCGACUACUGAUGUGUUCCUCGGAAACAUGCAACGCAGCCACGCCAUAUGACGCGUGUCGGUGGAAGGGUAAGGUGCUCACGUGCCAAAGUCUUUACCGCGUCAUCAUAAUGGAGACUGGUGGUCACGAGACGCUGGUGAACCCCCCCCCCCCUUCCAAAAAAAAAAACCAAGAUGACCCCCGCCUCAAGGACUACGGUCGUGAAAUGGCAACGCAAGGGUUGAAGCCCGCCCGGAUUCGCAAUGGCAUGGCUCGGCGAUUUGGGUUGGCGGAGACGGAGAUGCCGACGCUACGUCAGAUCGACCAGUUGGCUUAUGGCCCGACCGUCUCAGACACGACUCCAUUUUCGUUCGGAUGGGAACGUGACGCACGCGGCAAACCAGAUGUGGGGAACGACUCUGACGAAAACCCAUUUUUGGUGGGACUGACAACGAAGCGUCUUCUACUGAAUGCGGCCCGCGACCCAGAGUCAUUUGUGUUUCACAUGGGCGCCACGUUCAAGUUGAACCAAGUCGGGUAUCCUGUCUUUUCGCUGGCCGAGCUCCACAGGGUUUUUACUUCCGUGUCUGGUGGGCGACAACUGUUGGUCAAGUUCGUCAUGGCCGAUGCUGAAGCUGCCCAACAGAACGCAGUGACACGAGUCUUUGGUGUCGAUUGUGAAUUUGUAUACUUGAUGUGCUUCUAUCAUGUGAUGGCCAAGGUUCACGAAAAACUUAAGGACGUACCGGAGUACUUGUCCAAACAAGUGAUGGCGGACAUCUAUGAUCUCCAUUGCGCGGAUAGCCAAGAUGUCUAUGACGAACAAGUGCAACAGAUUAUAACCAAGUGGUCGGAUGAAGAGCAGCUGGUUUGUGGAUACGCCACCACAAACAACCCGCUGGAGCAGUUCAACCGUCUGAUCAAGCGUGACUACACUCUCCGGCCCAAACAUAAGAUUGGGACACUGUUCCAGCUGCUGGCAGAUUGUUGCGGGCACCAGUCGGUAACUUUAAGAAUCUUCAAGGAAUCCCCUGAAGCCACUCAGCAGUUAAACGCAAGGGUUAAGGAUUUUCGCAACCGAGAUCUUCAUGUGGACAUGACUCCCAGCCGGCCCAGUAUCGACUUCCUACUUGUUUCCCCAAACCCAGACGUGAUUCAUGUGAUGCCACGUGGCUGUGAGCGUAUCUAUCUUCCGGAACUCGGGCGCAGUCGCGAAGUAGCCCCGGUGUCGGCCCAGAUGGGAGUGAAUUACGCGCGAAUGGAGGUAUUUGGGCAGCCUGAGGGAGGCUGGCAUGUGGAUUUGAGUACGAAUUCGUGCGGAUGGAAGUACUACUUCAAGUUUGCAAUCUGCAUUCACGUGCGCUUUGCUCUGCAGAUUAAAAACUACACGGGACUGGAUGGGAAAAGGACUCUAGCCAAUCGUUCCGUGUCUAAAAAUCGCAGCCGAUCGGAUACCCCUAGUGCCCGAGUGCCUGCCGGUCGCCCCCUGGUAAAGCGACAUGCGUUGAAUACGGAGUAA
This is a messenger RNA of Phytophthora nicotianae INRA-310, 1587 nucleotides long. RefSeq lists its product as hypothetical. The transcript has 4 exons. Lineage: Eukaryota; Oomycota; Peronosporomycetes; Peronosporales; Peronosporaceae. The record is from RefSeq and is a predicted model, not a curated record. Bases 1 to 1587 code for a protein of 528 amino acids.